Messenger RNA from Vespa crabro (European hornet), 2992 nucleotides. RefSeq names its product facilitated trehalose transporter Tret1-like. The record is from RefSeq and is a predicted model, not a curated record. Gene Ontology annotation, biological process: transmembrane transport. Gene Ontology annotation, cellular component: membrane. Gene Ontology annotation, molecular function: transmembrane transporter activity. The coding region runs from base 1242 to 2882 and encodes 546 amino acids. The transcript has 4 exons. NCBI's taxonomy places the organism in Eukaryota, Metazoa, Arthropoda, Insecta, Hymenoptera, Vespidae.
AUAUCAUUGAAAGAUCAUUGAAAUAUUUAUAUACAUAUUUGAUUCUUUCGCGAACGUUAGUCUCCAGAGGAUACGUCUCUUUUACGCUUCACCGUGCUUCGGUGAAGAUCGAAAUAAUUGUUAUUAUACGCGACCGUUGUAUCGCGCGAAAACAGAGUGCGUCAUGACAGCAGGCGAGAUGAGUUUUUCCCGUCAUUUUUCCUGUUUCGCUUCUACAAUAAAAGGUUUUUCGAAAUGCUCCUAAUAUCGUGAAGUUAGGCAGUGAUCUUUCUCCUCGGGAGAAUCCCAUUCGGGGAACAUUGACCGGAACGUUGUCGGAAAGGUUCAAGGACAGAUCGAUUCCGCUUCCCGUCUCGAAACGAACGAACACGUUUCGCUUCGAGAUCUUACAGAAGCAUCGUGACCGUAUAAGUGAUUCGAAGCUGAGCCCGUUGAUUGAUGUUGCAAGACCGAAUUAACGAUCCUACGAAAAGUAAGAAUGAAACUUUCGAAGACUUGCUAGAUGUACAUUGACAUCUAGCAAGGACGAAGUCGAUCCAGUUCCAACGAAAUCUUUAUCGAAAAGUAUUAAAUGACUCACGAUCAGAACGAUCUAUAUUUAACGGAUCGGUGAUGACGUUGCGUAAAGUAUUGUCGAUAUGACUAACUUGCAUUAUAUCGCGGGAGGGAAAAGAAGAGAGAAAAGAACGAAGGAGAUUUCCGCGCCGAAAGGAAUAUGGGCCGUGGUACGAGGAAUGGCCAUUCAAGGUCAUAGUGGAACGUAUUGAAUUCGAGCGGCAGUCGAACAAGUCGGUGGACUUGACGAGUCGGUUUAUUUCGGCGAAUCGAAAGAAUUCCAGGUUGUAUCGAUCUUGGAUGUUAACGGAGAGGAUGACGUUCUUCGUUAUUUCGAAGAAAAUCUACAGGAAAAUAAUCAACGUUUGAAAAUGAUGGCUUUGGUACGCGGAGUCGACCGGUGUGGCGCCAACCAAGAAGAGGGGAUUCCAAUAAAAAUACGUGUAACUCGCACGCGUUCCUGAAGUGGGCAGAACGCGUUCGGCAGCUCGCAGUUUCCUUUACGUGUCUCGUCCGAUAAUGACAUCGACGACGAUAUCGAGGUAUCGCGCGAAUAGCGUCCUGACACGUUCAUUUGCAUUCACCUUCGAUUUUUAAUAAUUGCCACGAGUGUUUGUGUACUGUUAUAAACUCUAAUUAUAAAACUGACGUUUGUUACUUGACCUUUUGUCAAAGAGAGGAUCAUCAUGGAAGGAAGUUCGGAAGAUGCUCGCUUCGUCAAAACCUUUCAAAGACUACGUACGUACAAAUUACCGUCAGCGAAGAAACGGUAUUGUUUCGAAAGGAAAACGAGAGAAGCCAAAGAGGAGGAGGAGGAGGACGCUUCGCGAUGUUUUCUUAAUAGCGAAAAAGUGGUCAGGGUCAUCGGGGUGACGCCGGAUAAGACGGCAAGUGGAAUCCAACAGGAAAUAUCGAUAACCAACGAAUCUCCUCUCGAGGUAUCACCGAGAAAGGGAAUAAUGGACGGCGAGAUCCGUCGACAAGCAUUGAUCGGCUUCGUAUGUAAUCUCCUGGUCAUCGACAGCGGACUCCAAGAAGGCUGGAGUACGCCGACCAUUCCAAAGUUCACCAGCAAGGAGGAUCCUCUACGCGUGAAUAGCGAUCAAAUCGCUUGGAUCGUCAAUUUGAUGUACGUCGGCGUUGGAAUCGGUUCCACGAUGCCGUUCCUUCUGAUGAAUCGUAUAGGUCGUAAGAAAACCUUACUCCUAGCCGCACUACCCAAAAUCAUUAGUUGGAUUCUGAUUGGUGUUGCGACCGAUCGAGCUACCAUCUUCUGCGGUAGAAUACUCGCCGGCAUUGGCUGCGGCAUUUCCUAUUCGGUAUUGCCGAUCUAUUUCGGCGAGAUCAGUAGCAAACGUACUCGUGGUCUCUUAGGUACGAUGAUGGCGGUUAAUUUGAACGUCGGAGUGCUAUUGGUAUGUUCGAUCGGUCUCUGGAUUUCUCGAUUCACAAUGGCCAUGAUAGCCGUGUGCGUGCCAAUCUUGUUCCUGGUAACUUUCGCCUGGUUACCCGAGAGUUCGGUCUUUCUCACGCGACGUAACGAGCUCAGCUUGGCGGAGAAGACAUUGCGAUGGGCCCUGGGAAAGGAGAACAUCGACGAGGAACUCGAGGAGAUCAAAAGAACGUUAACCAUGGAAGAUUCUUCGAAAAAAUUGAAUUUCCUCGAGACCAUCAAAGAGAUGUACAAGAACAAAGAGAACGUUCGAGCCUUCGGUAUAAUCUUAAUUCUAUACAGUGCUUUGACGCUCACGGGCGGCGCGCCGAUAUUGGCUUAUCAAUCGGACAUCUUCGAGAAAGCGAACUUUGAGGUAUCGGCGAAUUUGAGCAUUAUCGUGACUGGUUGUGCCAUCGUCAUAGCUGGCACCACUUGCGUCUUCUUAGUUCGCCUCACCGGAAAGAGAGUGUUGCUUUUCAUCUCUGCGCCAACCUGUUUGUUCGCUCUUAUCAUUUUAGCUAUCUUCUUCACUCUUCUCUCGGCGGGUUACGAUGUCUCCAAGUUCAACUGGAUACCCUCGGUAUUCAUCAUGAUUUAUGUUCUUGGUUAUGGAUUAGCACUGAAUCCAAUGCCGCUCGCUUACCUCGGCGAAAUAUUUCCUUUCGAAAUGAAAAGAGCUGCCGCGAUAUUUACCUCGCUCUAUUACGCUGGAACAACCACGGUGAUGAUCAAGUACUAUCAGGUCACGCAAGAUUUAUACGGUACGCACGUACCCAUUUGGACUUAUACCGUGAUAACUAUGAUUUUAUGGAUUCUGAUUUAUUUCUUCGUGCCCGAGACGGAGGGAAAAACAUUGGAGGAGAUACUAUUGGAACUGAAGAAUAAGAAAUAACGUAUCGCCGAGUCAAAUCGUGGAAUCGAUUUCUCAAAGUCUCGAUGUUUCUGAUCGUACAUGUACAUAAGUGUAAUAAAGGUAUAUCGUAAACAAAUCGAAUAUAAAAA